UCGGUCGCACGACGUGCUGAGUUGUGAAAUUGCGAUUCUCACAAUCUGUCGGGGCGUCAUCGCAAGCAACAGCAGCAGCAGUGUUUUAGACCGCACAUGUGCCUUGGCGCUUCGUUCAGAUAUUUAUAUGCGCUUAAGCCAGCGGAGGCCACAGGCAAAUUGUAAAUUCGUCCUCGACAGUUAACGUGACCGCCGUUUCAUAAUGAUACAUUAAUAUCACGUAACAUCAAACAAGUAGCCCACGGCAUCGUCCGAUAACGUGAUCCACAACGAAAUUUAUUAUAAAAACGUGAUUGAUAUCUAUCCCUAUUCCAUAUAACAUCACAACAACUGCCACCACCACAACAUAACAACACCGAUAAAAGAUUUUCUGCGUGUAGCAAUAUUAACAAUUCAUAAUAUUAUAGGUGACGGACUAGUUACAUCACAAUAUAAUUUGUAUGCAGUAUUCCUUAUUGCAAUACAAAGUUUCAAAACUUUCAACUUUAUAUAAUUUAUAAUCAAACGGAGGAUUUGUAGUGUGGACAUGGAAAAAUCACUAAAUAAAGAAGAAGAACAAGGAGAAGAAGAAGAAGAAGAAGAAGAAGAAGAAGAAAAAAAAGAAUUAGGAACAUUUGAAGUUUCAUCUCAGUCUUUGCCAGCCAAACCAAACUUGAAGGGUGAUUGGCUGAAUUUUUUUUUAUUGAUAUUAUUGUACACAAUACAAGGAUUACCUUUGGGCUUAGUCAUCGCUUUUCCGAUAAUUUUUCAAAGUAAAAAAAUAGUGACCUAUAAAGAACAGGCUUUUUUCAGUUUAGUUGCGUGGCCAUACAGUGUAAAAAUGUUAUGGGCCCCAAUAGUAGAUUCACUGUAUGUACAAUGGAUAGGCAGACGAAAAUCUUGGCUCAUAUCCAUUCAAUACUUAAUGGGGGCAUUUUUGUACUAUACGGCCACUAACAUCGACGAGUGGUUGCCCGAGUCUGAAGUACCUAAUUUCAAAGCGUUGGUGUUUACGUUUGGUGUCAUUAGCUUCUUGGCCGCAACGCAAGAUAUAGUUGUCGAUGGUUGGGCACUGACAAUGCUUAAAAAGAACAACGUUGGUCAUGCGUCCACGUGUAAUGGAACCGGUGUAGCGUUGGGUGUGCUUAUUGGUACUAUUUGUCCCGUUUUACUUACGUCGGUAGACUUCUGUAAUAAAUACUUACGGACGACAAACAGCACAGAAGGAAUAAUUACUAUAAAAGGUUUUUUGUAUUUUUGGAGUAUUACAAUUAUAUUGAUAACAACAUUAGUUGGUAUAUUCAAAAGAGAAAAGGAUAACAGACUAGAAGAGGGGCACGUUAACAUUAAUGUUCUUCAAAGUUAUCAACUCCUGUGGAAAAUUAUAAAGCUGCCUAAUAUUCGUGUAUUGGCAAUAGCAUUGUUAACAAUGAAGAUUGGAUUUUCGGCAACUGAUUCUGUGUCAAACCUUAAACUAAUUGAUGCCGGAAUAUCUAAAGAUGACAUAAUGAUAAUAACCAUAUCGAUGUAUAUAGUUAAAAUGAUAAUACCUCUCAUUGUAUCAAAAUACACUUCAGGUACAAAACCGAUGAGUGCAUACAUGAAAUUAAUGCCAAUCAGGUUACUUUGGAGCAUUCCUUAUGCUGCAUUAAUUUACUACACGCCAAAUUUGAUUAAAAGCAAUGGUGUUGUAAAUAUUCCAACAUAUUAUUAUUUUAUUUUAGUAUUUAUGUGUAUAAUACAUGAGACUUUGGCAUUCACUAUGUACAUUUUUACAAUAGGAUUUUUCUCUCGGAUUUGCGACUCACGUUUUGGCGGUACAUACAUGACGAUGUUGUCAACAAUUUCCAGUUUUGGAUGGAUGUUAUCAAACACUUUGGCAUUGCGAAUGAUUGACGUGCUAACGUUUAGUAAAUGUUCAAACAACGACUCUAAUAAUUGUUCUACUUUACAAUUAAAAAACAUGUGCAGAACAAAUAAUGGUGAUUGCAUCAGUAUUGUAAAUGGUUACUAUAUAGAAGUUGCAGUGUGCAUGAUGAUUGGAUUCGUUUGGUAUUUUUUGUAUAAAAAAACCAUAAAAAGUCUUCAAACAAAGAGUCCUUCUAACUGGAAAGUGGACUUAAAUUUAUCAAAUCGAGAAAACAAAUGAGAGUUAACAACUUAAACAACUUAGGGGUUCGAUAACAUAUAAUAUUCGUAGAAUAUUUUAAAAUAUGUUCACAUUUAUACGUUUAUGUGUAUUAUGUCUAUGAUAGUUAUACUGUUGAAUUGUAUUUUAUUGUUUUUUAAAUUAUCAUUUGAUUGAUAAUAAUUUAAAGCUUAGAAAUAAGAAUUGUUAAAUAUUGUCUUACACCCAAAUACUUAUGUGUAUUAAUAUAUUACCGAAAAAAAGUUAUUAUUACGUAAUUUUGUUGCUGUCUAGUGUCUAUGCUAUCUACAUAUUGCGCAUGGCUAAUAAACAACUUACCUUCCUAUCAUGACCACCUUAACGUAUUGUUAAUUGUUAUCUAUCUAUUAAAAUGUACUAUGAUAUUUAUUAUAUAUUUCGGCUUUGCCCGCAAUGUUUUAAAUAAAUAAACUACUGUUUAUUAAACA
Molecule: messenger RNA, 2574 nt
Organism: Rhopalosiphum maidis (corn leaf aphid)
Lineage: Eukaryota; Metazoa; Arthropoda; Insecta; Hemiptera; Aphididae
Product: acetyl-coenzyme A transporter 1-like
Exons: 11
Coding region: 527-2128 (533 amino acids)
Cellular component (GO): membrane
Molecular function (GO): acetyl-CoA transmembrane transporter activity
Source: RefSeq, a predicted model, not a curated record